GGUCCCGGCGGCGAGCGCCAGAGCGUCCCCGCUCCCCGAGGGGCACGGCAGCGGCGAUGCCCAGGCGGAGCAUCGCCGAGGUGAAGGUGCUGGACGUGCAGAAGCGGCGCAUCCCCAACAAGCACUAUGUUUACAUCAUCAAGGUCACCUGGUCCAAUGGAGCCACAGAGGUCAUUUACCGGCGCUACAGCAAGUUCUUCGACCUGCAGAUGCAGAUGCUGGACAAGUUCCCCAUGGAAGGAGGCCAGAAGGACCCCAAGCAAAGGAUCAUUCCCUUCCUGCCAGGGAAGAUCCUGUUCCGCCGGAGCCACAUCCGCGACGUCGCCGUCAAGCGCCUGAUCCCCAUCGACGAGUACUGCAAGGCCCUGAUCCAGCUGCCUCCCUACAUCUCCCAGUGUGAGGAGGUGCUGCAGUUCUUCGAGACACGGCCUGACGACCUGAGCCCCCCCAAAGAGGAGCCCAUUGGAAAGAAGAGGUCUGGAGCUGACUGUGCCUCGGCAGAGCCCCUGGUGCUGGAGCAGUAUGUCGUGGUGGCCGACUACCAGAAGCAGGAGAGCUCGGAGAUCAGCCUGUGCGUGGGCCAGGUGGUGGAUAUCAUUGAGAAGAACGAAUCAGGCUGGUGGUUUGUGAGCACCUUGGAGGAGCAGGGCUGGGUGCCAGCGACCUGCCUGGAGGCCCAGGAUGGAGUCCAGGAUGAGUUCUCCAUGCAGCCUGAUGAAGUGCCAUGGAGGUACUGGUCUCUGCCCAGGCACCUCGGCCGCCGCCGGACGCUUGGGGACUUGUACACCAGUGGAUGGGCUCAAGAGGAGAAGUACACAGUUAUUUACCCCUACACUGCAAGGGACCAGGAUGAGAUGAACCUGGACAGAGGGGCUGUGGUGGUGGUGAUCCAGAAGAACCUGGAGGGCUGGUGGAAAAUCAGGUACCAGGGCCAGGAGGGCUGGGCUCCUGCCUCCUACCUGAGGAAGGGCAAUGGAGAUGUGCUGCCAGCCAAGCUGGGCUCGGGCUCCUCGGCUCCCUCCAGUGCCCUGGAGCUGGAUGGGCUCUCCAGGCAGCAGGGGCUGGCCAGGGACAAGGACGGGCUGGGGGCCCAGAGGGACGGCAGGCUGGAGAGCCGGGCACUGGCCAGCGCCGACAUCCGCCGCAAGUCACCAAAGAUGAGGCAGAGGCCACCUCCUCGCCGAGACCUCACCAUACCCCGUGGUUUGAACCUGCCUAAGCCUCCUGUCCCCCCUCAAGUGGAGGAGGAGUAUUACACCAUUGCUGACUUCCAGACCACCAUCCCUGAUGGCAUCAGCUUCCAGGCUGGAAUGAAAGUGGAGGUUAUUGAGAAGAACCUGAGUGGCUGGUGGUACAUCCAGAUCGAGGAGAAGGAAGGCUGGGCCCCUGCCACCUUCAUUGACAAGUACAAGAAGACCAGCAACGCCUCCAGGCCCAAUUUCCUGGCUCCCCUUCCCAACGAGAUGGCGCAGCUGCGGCUCGGGGACACCGACGGCGAGGAGGGGAUGGGGCCCUGCCGACCCCUGCCAGAGGCUCCUCCCAACGGCAUGGACUGUGCUGCCAGGUGGGGCAAGGACUGGAAGGGGAAGGAGGCUCCUGACAGCGGGGACCUGUCCUUUGCCGGCGGCUACGAGGAGAUCGCGGACCGCGACGCGGAGGAGAAGCCCAGCCUUCCUCCCAGGAAGGAGUCCAUCAUUAAAUCAGAAGGAGAGCUGCUGGAGAGGCAGAGGCCUCCCCCCAAGCCCCCAGGCAUGAUCCUGCCCAUGGUGCCACCCAAGCAGUCGGCAGCCCCCAGGGACGGCAAGAAGCCGGAGCUCAAACCGGAGAAGGGCAAACUGUUCCAGCUGAAAAACGAGAUGGGACUGGAGUGUGGGCACAAAGUGUCGGCCAAGGAGGUGAAGAAGCCGAACCUCCGGCCCAUUGUCAAGCCAGCCAAGCCAAAAGCUGAGCCUGUGGAGGACAAACCUGAGCCCAUCGCCCAGAACUUGUUCUUGAAGUCAAGACCUCAGAUCAGGCCUAAACCCGCCGCGUCCCCCCGGACUGAGCCGCCCCCGGCCGAUGACAAACUGGACAUUUGCAGCCUGAGGAGCAAGCUGAGGCCUGCCAAGUGCCCAGAGAAGCCCUUGGAGCAGGACUCCACUGCAGAAAUCUCCUUCAGCAACGCCGUGGUCUCCUCGGAGCCCUGCGGGAGGUUUCCGGAGCGGCCGGGCAUGGAGAGCAAAGCCCUGCCCAGGCUGGACAGCGUCCCCAAGGAGGCGCUGCCCAAAUGUCCCCCGGGCCCAGCCAGCCCCCCCUGUGCCAGGGACGCCCCUGUGCAGCGCCCUGUGGUGCCACCUCGCCGGCCACCCCCUCCCAAGAAGGUUGGGGCUCCUGGUUCCAUCCCCGCCGAGCCCAGGGCUCCGGCACGGGAACCUGGCGAGCUCCGAGCCUCUGCAGUGCCAGGGAGGCCCAUGCUGGUCCCUCCCAAAGCCAAACCCUUCCUCUCUGCCUCCCUGCAAGACGAAGCCAAAGCCAGAAGCAGCGUGAACCCAAAGGUCAUCUCCAAACCCAUGGAGGCCAAGGAGAGAAGCGCAGCCGCCGUCUCCAGCCAGGACAUCUCCAGGGAAGCUCUCUACGUGGCAGUGGCGGAUUUUGAGGGCGAUGAGGAGACCAACAGCUUCAGAGAAGGGACUUUGUUUGAGGUUCGUGAGAAGAACAGCAGUGGCUGGUGGUUCUGCAAGGUCCUGGCUGGGGGGCCGUGCUGGGAGGGCUGGAUCCCUUCCAAUUACCUGAGGAAAAAGCCCUAGCUGCUCCUCAGCCUGCAUGGCUGGAGGCUCCCGGGUCUCCCACCUGAGUAUUUAAUGAGCUGAUUAAUUUAUAGUUCUCUGUAAGGGUGGCUUUAAAAGAAAAGAUAAUAAUUGAGAUCCCAUGCCUCAGCUAGAGGAAGCAGCUCAGCCUCCCCUGCCCUGUGCUCCCAGCCAUCCUCCUCCUCACAUUCCCCAAAGGACUUGGCCCUGUGGUUCUCUGUGUUUGGGACAUGCACCUCGAGUGACAUUUUGGCACCUCUGUGGUGAAUUGGAGAGAAAUCCAGCAGCCGCCAGGUGGAGUGGUACCAGUGAAGGAAACCACGGAAGGAUUUGCCUUUCCCUGCAGCUCAGGGUUGCAGGGCACGUUGUUCAGUCCAGGGGUGCAGCAGAGCCACGGGGAAUGUGGCAGAGAGGAGGAAGGAUGGCUGAGAACAGGUUCCUGCAGCCCUGUCCCUGCCUGAGGGCUGUGCCUGCACGGGGAUCAUCCCUUGGUCCUUCCCUGCCCUACGAUGACAAGUGUUAACUUCAACAUCCUCCUGGUGAAAAAAAAUUGGGAAAAAUCCGCCCUCAUUUAGCAUCUCCCGUCUGUACUGGUCCAGGACAGCUCUUGGGCUUCUCCCUGCAAUACUGCAACCAAACAUCAGAGGGGUUUUGCUGCCGGAGCUGAGGAAUUCUAUGCAAUGCACAGAGGACCAGAAGGACCCCAAACCCCCUGGAAGAAGGAUGCUUUGCUCUCCUCCCCACACAGACUGCCCUGCCUGUUGGACUAGAGGGGACCCCCCCUCCCCAGGACCCACUGAGCUCCCCGGGCUGGAGCUGGGUCCUUCCCUCGGUGCUGAUCUUAUCAAGUGCAAUCCACAAUGGGGGAGUUCAGCUCCUCUCACACCAGUUCUGAGGUGUCUGGUGCUCAGGGGCUGCCUGCUGUCUUUGUCACUCACCUGCCUGUCCUUGCAGCUCACCCUGGAGGGGCUUCAGGAAAACCAGAGCCUGGGUUUUUCCAUGCUGACAUUCCUGCCUUGCCCUCAGUGCUGCUUAUCCCAGCAGGAGGAUGAGCGUGGAUGAGCUGUUGUUCCCCAGUGCUGCUUUCUUCCCUUCUGUCCUUGGCUAUUUGUAGCUUCAGGGCCACGUUUCUCUCCAGAAGAGCUUUAAACCUGGAUGUCUGUGGGUUUCACAGUCACUGAAUUGUUUGGGCUGGAAGGGACCUCUGGAGAUCAUCCAGUCCAGCCCCACUGCCAAGGCAGGGUCAGGUUUGGUGUUGACCAAGCCCUGUUGCCCUCUCUGCUCUAAUUACAGAUGUCAGCAAUGCAGCCACAUUGUUUUGCUGCUGAGAAUAAUGGCAGUUUUCCCUCUCAUUUGAGGCUGGCUGAAUUGCAGGAGUGUUCUUCUCUCCUCUAGAUGCUCACUUCCUCCUCUGUCCCAUAUUUUCCACCCUGGGAAUGUGGAGUUGAAGAUCCCUCUGCACACAGAAGAAAAACCCUGCUGCCUCUGGCCAGGAUCAUUCUGGGAGGUCAGUUUGAUCUCAUACAGAAAAAUCCUGACCAUCCUCAUAUCCAGAAGCUCCAAAAUUCAUUUUUAGCCAUGGGAAUCACACACCCCGCUGUGUGGCUGAUUCCUCUGCCUCCCACCUGCGGUUUUCUCCAGCAGCACAUCAGCCCCUGAUCAGGCUGACUCACCUGAGCUGGCAAAAAACACCGAAUUUACAACCCAAUGCAAUACCAGAGCUCCUUGCUGGCACACGGGGAGGUGUUGAUGUGCUCUGGGAGAGCUGCAGGGUGGGCUGAGACAGCUCUGCCUUCACUCCAAUCAAUCCCUUCUGCUUUGGGAAGGAGUGGGGACAGGAUGAGUUAAACCAGAGCUGCUCCACAGCCAAAUCCAGCUGCCAGGGGAUGUGGGAAGGGGCUGGAGCUGUGUCCCUGCUCUGACACAGGGUGGAAGGGCUGUGUGUCCUUGCUCUGCUUUGCUGAACGUCCUUUCCAUCCCAGCUGUGUCUCAGACACUCUGUGCUCUGCUCAGAGAGGGCUCUGCUCUUUGUGUGGCUGCUCCCUCUCCCCUCGCAGCCUGAGCCUCAGAACUGGUCGUGCUCCAUUUUCCUGACACAAGUACUGUAUUUCUGUAUUUGACAGGAUGGCUCCCUCCUUCCCAAAGAGCUUCCAAGAGGGAUCACCCUCAGGAGGUGCCCACACCUGCAGCCUUACCCCUUUUUCCUGUUUGCCAAGGGGCCUUGGGCUGGCCAAACUCCUGUGGGGAAGAUGCCAGGAGCCACUGGGCUGGCAGGGCUUUGUCCCCCCGUCUGAUUUGUGCCCCCUGUGCCCCAAGCCAGGCUGCCUCUCCUCCCUGCACCUCCCUGCUACCUCGUGAGGAGGAGGAGGGUGGCCUGAAGCACCCCAAAUUCAGGGGUAGCCCCCCAGCAGCCACAGCCCAGCCUCCAGAGCUGCCCUGAGGCUGUGGCCAGGGGGACACUGCUGUGGCUUUGGGGACAGGCUGGGCUGGGCACGUCCUGGGUGGCCAUCAGCUCCUGCCAGGCUCCCAAAGCCCGUUUGUUUGUCCAUGUGUGUGUGUAUUAUGUAAUUAAUAUGUAUAAAUCUCCAUUACUGGGGUGGGGGGGGGGAGCAGGAGGUAGAUGUAGCUGUGUCCAUGCCCUGUCUAUACCUUCACCUUUAAGGGAUGGAUUUUUUUUUUUAUUUGUUGGG
Molecule: messenger RNA, 5476 nt
Organism: Catharus ustulatus (Swainson's thrush)
Lineage: Eukaryota; Metazoa; Chordata; Aves; Passeriformes; Turdidae
Gene: SH3PXD2B
Product: SH3 and PX domains 2B
Exons: 14
Coding region: 57-2786 (909 amino acids)
Biological process (GO): superoxide anion generation
Molecular function (GO): protein binding; superoxide-generating NADPH oxidase activator activity; phosphatidylinositol binding
Source: RefSeq, a predicted model, not a curated record